AUGACUCCAGUAUCAACCAGAUUAAGACAGACGAGUUUCAUCAAUCGUUCUAUAUUAUCCUCAUCUGUUUGCCAUUCUUCUUUCUUUCGUCUAAAGCAAUCUCCAGAAUACACAUUACCCGGAGUACUUCAUUUUUUACAAGCAGAAUGGCGGAGAUAUGAGAAGGAUAGGAACGAAUGGGAAAUUGAAAGAGCUGAAAUGAAAGCCCGUAUUGCUUUAUUAGAGGGGGAACGACGGGGCAAUGAGAAUAUGAAAAAUGAUUUAAUGAGAAGGGUUAAAAUGCUCGAGUAUGCUUUAAGACAGGAAAGGAGUAAAUAUCUUUCCGCUGUUACCCCUGUUUCAAAUGCUCAAUCAAUUAAAGCUGAAUCCCCAGCUAGCGAAGAAGCAUUUAAUUCAUUCACCGUCUCAGAAAAUGAGCAACUUGGUGUCAAGGCUUCUUCCACGUCUGGAUUAUCCAGCUUAAUUAACAUGGGAUCCUUGCCAUACAGAAAUUUAUCUACAGCAGCUAGAGAUCCAAAACAUCGUGGUAAAAGUCGCGAACUUCUGAAAGCGUGUAUGCAAGAAAUUGAUUAUCUAACGAAUGCUGCCACAAAUAUUGGUGCUAAUGGAAUUAGGCCAACAUCAUCUUCUGUACCGGAUGGCGCAAAUAGGAAACACAAUCGAUCUAAUACACCUUCAACUGCAAUAUCCGAAGAUAAUGACAAAAUUGAUGCAAAAAGCUCUGACGAAGAACAAUCUUUGCCUAUGUCACCAAAUUACGAACAAAGAAAUUCAUUUACAUCUAUAACAAAUAACACUUCAUAUGAGCAUAGGGAUAAUGGGGUGAAUAAAUCAGCACCAACAAUAUCGUCUAAUGGUAAACCGGAUGAGGAAUUCGAUGAGAAUAAAACAACAGUGAUACAUAAUCCGAAAUCCUCGGAAAAUUGGAAAGGACGAUCCGGCAAUAAAUUCACGUCAGGAAAAAACGCAGAAGACAUAAAAGAAGAGGAAGAUCAAUUGACCAAAGAUGUUCAGAAAAAAUUCAAUAUCUCAGAGGGGAACGUUACAAAACUAAUGAAAUUGGCGAGUAAUAGUGGAUCUGAUCCUCAACUUGAUGGUUUAGAAAAGUUUGAUUUCAAUCUGGAGGAUGAUACGGAUACACAAAGACCCGAGUCAGACCAAUUACAACAAAAUGGUUCCGAACAUAAAAUGUGGCGGCAGAGAUUUACUUGUCGAAGUCAUCUUGAUACAGUAAGAUCGAUAUCUUGGCAUCAAUCUGAGCUUUUGCUUGUUUCAGGAUCUGAAGACGGAACAAUAAAACUAUGGGAUCUUAAGAAUAUCAUAUCAAAUAAGUCUCCACCUAUGCAAGAUAUUGAAGCAUCCAUAACUUAUCGUGGGCAUCUAGGAGCUGUAAACGCUGUCGUAAUGGAAUCAGAACAACGAAGAUGUUAUUCGGCUAGUAUGGAUGCUACAAUACGUGUAUGGAGUUUACCAUCGCCGAAACGUGAAAUCUAUGCUCCUGUCGAUCCAUCUUUGAACUUGAAUACAUAUAUUGGUCACACGGAUGUUAUUUGGGAUAUAAAAUUGUUCCCUAUAAGAAAUCGAAAUACCCGACUCUUAGCGUCUGCUUCAGCUGAUGGAACAGUUAAAAUAUGGGACACAGAAACUGACGGGUCUCCGUUAAAAACCUCUUGGAACUAUUAUGGAACUGAUAAUAGUGAAAAGAUGAAUGGCGAUGGACGUCCGCCAAUACCAACUUCAAUCGACUUUGUACAUACUGAUCUAACGAAAGUUGCAGUUGCUUAUCAAAACUCUAUCAUCAAAUUAUUUGAUAUUGAAACUGGCCAGUGUAUUUUAGACUUCAAGAGUGAUGAGACAUAUGAUAAUACUCCCGCGACACAAAUAAACCGUAUCGUUGCACAUCCGACGUUGUCUUUAUUAUUCUCAGCACAUGAAGAUCAAUAUAUGCGAUUCUUUGAUGUGAAAACAGGGCAAUGCACAUACUCAACGCUUGCACAUAUGGAUGCAGUUACUUCACUUGAUGUUGAUCCAUCUGGAAUGAUUCUAAUAUCAGGAGGCCACGAUUCCUCAAUACGGUUAUGGGAUAUUUUUAACAGUCGAACUUGUAUCCAGGAAUUUGUGUCUCAUCGGCGUAAAUCUGACGAAGGGGUACUAUCCGUGCAAUAUCAUCCGAACAUGCCGUGGCUAGCAAGUGGUGGCGCUGAUUCAGUAGUAAAAAUAUACUCUUGA
Molecule: messenger RNA, 2229 nt
Organism: Ambispora leptoticha
Lineage: Eukaryota; Fungi; Glomeromycota; Glomeromycetes; Archaeosporales; Ambisporaceae
Source: the annotation of a GenBank genome assembly